AUGAAACGUAUUGCUGGUCGAGAUCAUCCUCAGAUCUUAACCGAUGCUCAAGGUACUUCAAUGAAUGUUGAUAAACGUUCUUUAACAACUAUUAUUGAUGCACAAUCUGGUCAAUUAGAUCAUCCUGUUAAAAGUAAUAUAAAUCAAGAAAAUGAAAAACAAACUACUAGUACAAGUUUAUUAGAUAAAGUUUCAUCUGUUUUAAGUCCUUUAACAUCAAAUAAUGAUGUAUCACCAACAUUAACAUCUGUUAAUGGUUAUCGUCUUGGUGAUGUUUCUCAUUGUCUUAAUAUUAAUGGUUAUCCUGUUGUAUCUGAUGGUAUAUUAUUUGAAAAACAACAAACAUUUAAUCGUUCGAAAAUUGUUGAACGUGCAGUACAUGCAUGUGGUAGUGGUGCAUUUGGUUAUUUUGAAGUUACACGUGAUGUUUCAUCAUUAUGUAAAGCUGAUUUUUUAUCAAAAAUUGGUAAAAUAACUCCAGUUAUGGUACGAUUUUCAACAACAACAUAUGGACGAGAAUUUCCUGAUUCAGCACGUAAUCCACGUGGUAUUGCUAUGAAAUUUUAUACUGAUGAAGGAAAUUAUGAUAUAUUAUCUGUAAAUUUUCCGGUAUUUUUUGUACGUGAUCCAACACAAGGACCUGAUGUUAUACGAUCACAACAACGUAAUCCAAAUAAUUUUCGUGCUAAUUGGAGUGCAACAUUUGAUUUUAUGUCACUUGUACCUGAAAGUAUGUUAGCUAAUACUUGGUUUUGGUCCGACCAUGGAACACCUGUUGGUUGGCGUCAUAUGGAUGCAUAUCCAUGUCAUACAUUUAAAUGGAUUAAUUCACAAAAUCAAUAUGUUUAUAUACGUUAUAAAUUUAGUUGUUUAGCAGGUAUAAAAAAUUUUUCUGAUGCUGAAGCAACACGUAUGUGUGGCGAAGAUCCAGAUUAUGCUAAACGUGAUCUUUGGCAACAUUUGGAUAAUGGUGGCAAAUGUGAAUUUACAUGUCAAAUUCAAAUGAUGAAUGAAAGUGAAAGUAAAAAAGUACCUGAUUUUGAUCCUUUUGAUGCAACAAAAAUUUGGCCAGAAGAUCGAUAUCCAUUUAUGGAAUUUGGACGUUUAGUUUUAGAUCGAAAUCCAGAAAAUUAUCAUCGAGAUGUUGAACAAGUUGCUUUUUCACCUGGUAGUUUAGUACCCGGUAUUGAACCAGGACCUGAUGCUCUACUAUUAUUUCGUUGUUUUCUUUAUCGAGAUGCACAAUUAUAUCGUUUAGGUGUUAAUUUUCAUCAAAUUCCAGUUAAUUGUCCUUUUAUGACUCGUCAAUAUCAUCCAUUAGUUCGAGAUGGACGAAUAAGAUGUGAUGCAAAUGGUGGUGUUGAAUCAAAUAUUUAUCCUAAUUCAUUUACUCAACCACCACGUGCUCGACCUGAUUUAACAUGUAAUGAAAUACCUCAACCAUUACAAGGAUAUUUAGCUCGAAAAUCUCAUUCACGUCAUGAAAAUGAACUUCCAAUUGAUACAGAAUAUGCACAAGCACGUCAAUUUUAUUUAAAUGGUUUAAAUAGUGAUGAACGUGCUCAUCUUCAUUAUAAUAUAGCUAAAGCAUUUCGAUCUGUAACAAGAUUAGAUAUAAAACUUCGUUUUCUUGUUGCAUGUUAUAAAGUUCAUCCUGAAUAUGCUCGUGGUAUUUUAAAAUUAUAUGAUGAAAUAACAUUUGAUCAAGUCGAACAAGCUGCUAGAAAACUUCAAGAUAAACAUACUGUUGAUCGUACUAAUUGUUAUGAGCCAUAUGAUCUCAAUCAAAGCUAA
Molecule: messenger RNA, 1794 nt
Organism: Rotaria sordida
Lineage: Eukaryota; Metazoa; Rotifera; Eurotatoria; Philodinida; Philodinidae
Source: the annotation of a GenBank genome assembly